GCUUUAAGAAAUUAAUUUUACUGAGCAACAGCUGGCGGGAAGAAUUAAUCUGUAUUUGCCGUUGAAUUUUCAUUUAAAAACAAUGGAAGGCGCUGCAGAAAUGCCACAAUUGCCACUGCGCAUAGAAGACACAGCACUCCGCCACAGAAUACGCGAGUAUGCACGACAGCAGCGCAGGGAUUUGCGCACAAACACAAUGGAUGCACUGCGUUUUCACUUGGGCCAAAUCAAGGAUGAAAUUCGUGAAUUGGAGCAACUUGGAGCCAAAGAUGUGCGCGGCCUGGCAAAUCGCAUCAAGAGGCGCAAACAUGCAGAGGACCAGGACAUGUAUCGCCUGAGUCACGCCUUUCUCCAAUCCAAUGAAAAUAUCACUGUAUUUGCGGGAGUUCAAGGCGCCACUCAGGUGAUUGUCAAGGAGCUAACAGGUGCCCAGGUGCAGCGUCAAGUUGAAGCCGCCGAAUGCCUGUGCAAUCUUUCGCUGGGAGAAGCAUAUGUCUGUGAGAAGAUUACAAAUUUGGCGGGCAGCUAUUUGGUCACCUAUUUGAACAGUCAGGAGCCGCGCCUGAAGCGCAGCUGUCUCUGGACAUUCAACAUACUGGCCAGCUGCAGAAAGUCCGCCAAAAUGCUGCUUCAAAUGCAGCUGGCCACUAAGCUGUGGAAACUGUACACAGCACCGAUAACAGAUGUCCAGGAUUAUCAAGAGGAUGCGGGCAUCUGUCUGUAUCUAAUAGGAAUGCAUGCAGCAGCUGAAGUCACCGUCGAGGAUCGUCGCUAUAUAGCUGAGCAUCUGCAGGAGAAGCUGCCAACGGAUCCGGGUGCAGAUUACUAUAUGUACAUCGUAUUUCAGCUGGAUAUUGUUGGCUUGAAACAGGACUUUUGUGCUCCACACCAUCAGCAUUUGAUGCACUUUUUUAUGAACAAUGUGGAGUUGGAUUAUAAUACACCCAACGGCAAAUUGCGCAUUUUGUAUGGAGUUCAUGUGAUCUCCAACAUCCUGGCCACUCGUCCAUCCACUGAAUCAUUGCAAUUGGAUUCCCCAAACAUUGCUUAUGCACUUAAUAAACUCUUUUCCUUCAGGAAUCCCAGUUUGACAUUGGAGCUGCUGCAGUUGCUCAGUAAUUUGAUGAACCUGCAACUGGUUGAUAACGAACAGCUCCUUGAAAUGGUGCGCAUCUAUGAUUGCCCAAUUAGAGCUUAAAUCUAGGCGAACUUAAGUGAAGAUUGUUUAUAAAACAACUAAAAUAUUGCCAUCCUUCUGUGUGUCGCAUAUUAAAUACUCGCCAAUAUAGAUGUAGAAUGAUAUGGCUAUUUUUUGUUGCCUGAUUGAAACUUGAAUUUGAUGUAAAUAAAAAACAAAAAAUACACUCAA
Drosophila innubila is the source of this 1369-nucleotide messenger RNA. RefSeq names its product transmembrane and coiled-coil domain-containing protein 6-like. The record is from RefSeq and is a predicted model, not a curated record. NCBI's taxonomy places the organism in Eukaryota, Metazoa, Arthropoda, Insecta, Diptera, Drosophilidae.